AUGUCAGAACCAAUGCAACCGACAAACAUCCAAACAUCGAAACCACAAAGAAUCGAUGCUAGUCGUUCGAGCCGAAAUAUUUCUUUCUUUCUUUCUUAUCUGAUUUAUUUUCACUUUCCCUUGUUCAUUAUUUUCGCUUUCUUUGUUUCUUUCAUUGUGCAUUUUCUUCAUUUUCUUUAUUCUUUCUUCGGACACUUUUUCUUUCUUUCUUUUUUCUUUUUUUCUUCGGACCUUUUCUUCUUUCUUUCUUUCUUUCUUCAUAUUUUCCCAGUUGAGCCACGUUUUGAUCGAGUCUUGCGUUGUCUCCUUGUCUUUGUUUUUUCUUUUUCCUUUGUCAUUCUUUCUUUCUUUCUUUCUUUCUUUCUUUCUUUCUUUCUUUCUUUCUUAUUUUUAUACGUGGUUGUUUCUUUUUUCUUUUUUUCUUCUUUUUAUUUUUUAUUUCUUUUUUUCUUAUUUUUUUCUUUUAUUCUUAUUUUUUUUUAUACGUGGUUGUUUCUUUUUUCUUUAUAUUUUUUCCUUCUGUUCUCUUCUCAUUAUAUUUUUACUUAUAUAUUUCGUUCAUUUUCUUGUGGCAUCAUUUUAUUCCUUUUCCUUCCUUCCUUCCUUCCUUCCUUCCUUCCUUCCUUCCUUCCUUCCUUCCUUCCUUUCACUUCCCUGAUUCUUUCUUUCUUUCUUUCUUUCUUUCUUUCUUUCUUUCUUUCUUUUUUUUUUUUUUUAUUUUUUUUGCUUUACGAUUUUAAUCUUUCUUUCUUUCUUUCUUUCUUUCUUUCUUUCUUUCUUUCUUUCUUUUGA
Molecule: messenger RNA, 792 nt
Organism: Acanthosepion pharaonis
Lineage: Eukaryota; Metazoa; Mollusca; Cephalopoda; Sepiida; Sepiidae
Source: the annotation of a GenBank genome assembly